Molecule: messenger RNA, 2079 nt
Organism: Biomphalaria glabrata
Lineage: Eukaryota; Metazoa; Mollusca; Gastropoda; Planorbidae
Product: FAD-dependent oxidoreductase domain-containing protein 2-like
Exons: 12
Coding region: 183-2048 (621 amino acids)
Molecular function (GO): monooxygenase activity; flavin adenine dinucleotide binding
Source: RefSeq, a predicted model, not a curated record
GUUGCUAGGUGCUAUCCCUGCCUUGAAAUAGGCCAGAGAAACACAGCUUGGGUGAAGCGAGCAUUCGGUGUUGUAAAAGAAAAGAAACGAACUAAUACUGUUACAUCAAGAACUAAUACUGUUACAUCUUUGUAAUAGCCAACUCAAAGUGCGCGUUCAUUCAUAUCUCUAGAGUCCUGGACAUGUGGCCAACAGUUCUUAUAUUGCUGUUGUGUUCCUUGUUGUUGAGUCUUGCAUUGGCUAGUGUUUACCAUGACUACUGUAUUGUUGGAGGUGGACCGAGUGGACUUCAGCUGGGAUACUUUCUGAAGACAGCUUCAAGAGAUUACAUUGUCUUUGAAAGAAGUAACAUAUCUGGCAGUUUUUUCCAGCAGUACCCACGUCACAGAAAACUUAUUAGCCUGAACAAAAGAAAUACGGGUAAGGUCAACAAAGAGUUUAAUCUACGUCACGACUGGAACUCGCUUCUGUCACAUGACCCAGAUCUUCUCGUCACUAAAUAUUCUAGAGAAAUUUUCCCAAAUGCAGAUGUCCUGGUUAAAUAUUUGGACGAUUACCAGAAAAAACUUGACAUUAAUGUCAAGUUCAACGCCAACAUUUACAACAUUCGAACUGAGAAAAACCAAUCUUCUCCUGAUGGCCAGGUUUUUACAAUGCAAGACCAAACAGGGCAAUCAUACGUUUGCAGAACACUAAUCAUGGCCACGGGAGUCUCAACUCCAAACAUUCCAAACGGAGAUGGAAUCAAUUUAACAGUAGGCUACGAGUCGAUGUCUUUAAAUCCUGAAGACUAUGAAGGAAAAUCUGUGCUGAUAUUAGGUCGAGGCAACUCUGCUUUUGAGAUAGCUGACAGUAUAUAUGGUUAUGCCAACUUUAUACACCUUUUAGGACGCUCUCGAAUUCGUUUGGCUUGGGCAACUCACUAUGUAGGCGAUCUAAGGGCUGUCAACAAUGCUGUUUUAGACACGUACCAGUUAAAAUCUCUGGACGGUCUUUUUGAAAUGCACGUUGAUACUGAGAUGAAACUCAUCCAGAAGGGAGGCAAGAUUUACCUGCCCGAAGUAGACGAUGAACUUAUCACUGCACCAUUUGAAAGAACCAUUCUAGAACCAUACGACGUAGUAAUACGAGCUUUGGGAUUCAUUUUUGACACGUCACCAUUUUAUAACAAGUCUUUAACCCUAGGCGCUGGAAAGUUGAAAAAAUAUCCAGCAAUCACGCACAACUAUGAGUCAGUGGAUUACACGGGAUUGUUCUAUGCAGGUACAGCUAGUCAUUCCCUGGAUUUCAGGAAAUCAUCCGGAGGAUUCAUUCAUGGAUUUAGAUAUACAGCUCGAGCGCUACACAGACUGAUGGAAUGGCGCUAUGAAGGAGUCCCUUGGCCGUACAUCGAUCUCCACUUACCCCAGCUGAUGAACUAUGUUAUCAAACGAAUGAACGAAGUUUCUGGAACGUAUCAAAUGUUUCAGGUGCUUGGAGACGUCCUCAUUGUGUCUGAAGAUAAAGAAAGCAUUAGAGUGAUUGAAGAGUUCCCCAUACAUCUCUUACACGAACUGCCUCAACGUACCGGUCACAACGGGUCAGCUUACAUUGUCAUAGUGUUGGAAUACGGACAUAACUUCUCUGGACCAAACAAUGAUGUGUUUAGAUUAGACCGAGCAGUUGGGGGAGCCAUUUACGCCUCUUUAUCCAACUUCUUGCACCCUGUUAUCUACUAUUACUCUCAACUGCCCACUGAGGAAUCUAUGCAGUCUAAGUCCAAGAAUGAAACUCUGCCACGGCCAGACUACAUUCACCACAUAGUAGAGGAUUUCUACACUAGUUGGCAAAAGUCUCAAACCCACAUACUUCCACUCAGGAGAUUUUUCGAGAAAGUUCUCAGCGUGGAUCUAAGAACAUUCUAUACAAAAUCUUGUUUUCUUGUGAGCAUGACAAAAGACAAGACCAGCCAGCAUUGCAAGCAAAGCUAUUUGCAGAAUCAGGGACUCUACGGUACCAAGGAAUUAAAAUUGUCAUCAAUGUAUCGAGGACUUAUACUAACAAUCUAGCGAAAGAAUGCUAAAAUGUCACAAAAAGCAA